This is a messenger RNA of Lolium perenne, 591 nucleotides long. NCBI's taxonomy places the organism in Eukaryota, Viridiplantae, Streptophyta, Magnoliopsida, Poales, Poaceae. The record is from RefSeq and is a predicted model, not a curated record.
AUGCAAGCGCAGGAGCAACGGCAGCGCGAGACCGCCGAUCAAGAUCGGGGCAGCCACCAGCUCCCUCUCACUGGUAUCUACAACAUUAACGAUUACCAGGGGCAAACUUCAUCUUCCUCCCCGGGUCACACCCGUGCGCCCUUGGCCGCCGCCCACCGGAGCUUCGCGCCGCCCACCGCCGCAGGGCACGCCCCGCCUCCACACCUCCCGCUCGCCCCCAGGUCCCUGGCCGCCCGCCUCCAAGCAGGCCCCGCUCGACCGCCCCACCCUCCGCUCCACUCGGUAGGCAGCAGCAGCAACCGCCCGCUCGCGCUGCCCGCGCCACAGCACGCUCCUCCGGCCGCUGCAGCCCUCCACGGCCAAGGCCAGGCCGCCCCGCUGCUCCUCACCCCCACGCCGUGCCUCCGCCCGGCCGACCACCACGCGCCACCAGCAGCCGCACGCCUCGGCCGCUCGCCUCAGGCCGCCCGCGCGCAGCAGGCCAUCACCACCACGUUUCUCACCCGCGCGCGCACGCUAGCAUCCACGCAGCUCCUCCACUCCCUGGCCCGACUUGGCCUCGCGCAGCAGCUCACCCACUAUACAGACUGA